UCACGCUCUCUGUCUCUGUCUCUCUCUCAAAUAAAAUAAAUUAAUGUUUAAACACACACACGUGCACAAAGACCUCACAUCUGGCAUGGGGACAGACAUGUAACCCACUCAAGGCAGAACACCACGCGGGGAGGGGCCGCCUUCCAAGUCCACCAGUUGCCUGGCUCUCACCCCAACCCCAUCACGUACGAGAUGUUGGACACUGGGUGAGUUGUGUCACCUCCUGAUACCUGUUUUCCCAUCUGUAAAAUGAGGAUAUAAGAGUCUCUUUGUUCUUAGAAGUUUGUUCUGAGAAAACAUAAGAGAAUACAUAUAAAGUGCUUAGCAUUGUGCCUGACACAUGGUGAGCUAUACAUACCAAGCUUCGGGGAAACUAGCCAGGUGUGGCCAUGCAUCAGUUAGGGUCCCUAUCAAACAGGGAGAUGCGGGCGGGCUCUGCGCUCUGUGGGGUUUGAAGAAAUCUUCACAAACGAAGGGCAUAACCCAACCGACCAAGGCAGCUUUUCCCUGGCAGAGCUGGAGGAAGGUGUUCCAGGGGAUGGAAAAGCACUAGGUUGGAAACAGGAGGCCUCCUUGGGGGCUGGGGAUGGGUGCCUCGCUGCUGGAAGGUCACGUUCACUGGCAAGGGGGGAAAAGGUCCUUUUAGGGAUGUGUGCAGGCACGCUUCUGGCAGAAGAGGGGGUUCGGGCCCCUUCCACGGGCUUGAGCCUCAAAGCUGGAGUUGCAUGCCCGUCCAUCGCAAGACUACCGCGGGGUCGGGCAAGGCUCAGGGAGAGGGAGCUCCCUUCCCACCACCCUCCUGCCUUCUUGAGCGGGUCCUCCUCCCAGGGCUUGGCCACUCCCAGCAUCCCGUACCCCCACCCCUGGCCGGGGAGGCAGGCAGGAGGCUUCUCGCGGGGGCUGUGCCGGGUGGGCGGUUUUCCCAGAGCAAGGAGUGGAGCGGGACUGACUUGGCGCCAGCUCCCUCAGAUAUAGACACUGCCGGCUGGGUGGCCAGCCUGCCCAGUUAGCCUGAGCCCAGGGGCUCCCUCAGGCACUGUGUUCCUGUCCCAGGGGCCGCAGCACCCCCCUCCAGGGGUGUGGCAUGUCACGGAGGGAGGUCAGAAGGGCACCGGCCAUGCCUGGAGGGGGGCAGAGCCCAGCCAAGGCCACGCUGGUCGCAGGCAGUGGCAGGAAGAGGAGCAGAACAAGACAGGACCCAUGGGAAGAGACACACUGGAGCCACCAGAGGUGGGGCAGAGCUGCCCCGGGCCUCCGAGGGGUCAGGGCUGGGAGCCUGGCUCGUGGCAGGAGUGAGGCGGCUCCUGAGAACGCUGCUCGGGAGCGGAGCCGCGUAAGGACGCUGCGCCAGGCCUUCCUGGCCCUGCAGGCCGCUCUGCCCGCCGUGCCCCCCGGCACCAAGCUCUCCAAGCUGGACGUGCUGGUGCUGGCCACCAGCUACAUAGCCCACCUCACCCGCACACUUGGCCGUGAGCUGCCUGGCCCCGCCUGGCCACCCUUCCUGCGAGGACUCCGCUACCUGCACCCUCUCAAGGUAGGCCCCUCGCCUGCCCUGAGCAGCGCUGACGCUGGGACCGGCCGCUUCCCGCUCGCUCUCCCGGAGGGAGAGGAGCCAAGGCCGGCUCUUGGGACUGGGCUGACCUUGGGUGCAGUGGGGGCGGCGGUUGGAAAUGACUUCAUGAAAAUGCGUUUCCUCCAAGAGGAGGGAAAUGCACUCUAGAGGUCCCAAGACUCUGGGGUGCCCCGCGGCAGGGGAGAAAAAGGAGCGGUUUCAGGGGUGGGGCCUGGGAAAGGAAACCGCAGCAGGAAAGUCCUAGAUUCAGGGCACAUCGCCCCUUCAUAUGAUGCCUCGUGCCCUCUGGACUUCUGCUGUAGGAGGGGUCCCCCCUGGGAGAACAAGGUCUAAGAAAGCCUCAUUCUAGAAGCAAUCAAGCCGGCGUCGGGGAGGGGACAGAAGUGGAGGGGAGGAGUUGGGGGGGGGGUACUUCCUGCACACACCACCUCCCAGACCAGGACCUACCUUUUCUGAGCCUCAGUUUUAUCCUUUGUGAAAGGGAAGAGAACAUGAGGCUUAUCUCUCCUUCCAGGGUACAAAAUGAGAUCAUGAAUGAAAAGUAUAAUUAACAAUAUUCACAAUAAGAGCAAUAACAUUAUUUGGGUGCUAAGGGUAUGCGAGGAGCUGCCCUUAGCGCUUUGGUCAUUUCUAUCUUUUAAUCCACACAAGAACCAAAUGAGGAUUACUUUAUAGGUGAGGAAAUCGAAUCUCAGGGAGAGUAAGUGGCUAAAUGCAGUUUGAACCCAACGGUGUCUGACCUCGGAGCCCAUGCUCACAGCCACCGAGCAGGCCAAGGGGACGGCACCGGAAAUUGCUGGUUGUACCGUGUAACUGUGAUAAAGGAAGGGUCAUGCUUCCCCUCCGAGGAUAGAUACAGUGCUGUGAUGGGGUCAACCUCGUUUUUAUGGAGGAUACUUUCACUCUCUCUCUCCCCAAAACAUCAUAGCUCUGAAACGUCUUGAAAACUUGAGACUGUUUUCUUUCACACAAGUACAGCAAGAAAAUGCAAGAAUAUUAGACUAAAUUGGAGCAGCUCUGGAAUACUGAUAGUGGCAAAGUCGUUUCUUAGGUGUAAAAUGACGAUCGAAGUAAGGCCCUUGCAUGUGGAGUUAAUGGAUAAAUCUGUUGAAGAAUGAACCGAUGAAAGCCGGUUUGUGUCUAGAACUUGGGCAGUUUGUGGGGAUGGGAUAGUUUACGGGGGCAGGACCCCUUCAACCCUCCGGUAGGGAGGCUGCCAAGAGGAAGGCAGACCUCAGGGCAGAGUAAGCUGGUGUUUUCGGGGGGUCGUUCACACUCCUGCUAGAAGGAUGGGUAAUCUUGGGAGGUGCCCAGCUAACACGGACAGAGCAGCACUGCUAAGUGUGGCCAGAGGCACUUGGGCGGGUGGCUGGGCAAGAGAAGAGGUCAGGGCUGGUCAGUAUCAGGGGGAGCCUCUCCUUGCCCUGGUUCGGCUGCCUACUGCCACCACUGCCGCCCACCUCCCUCCCACUAUCAGGGGGCUCCGUUCAAGGCCCUUGCUCUCCUCCAACAGCUCCUCGUGACCACCAGGCUCAGGUGGUCAGGAGAACACAUGGGGGCAUAAGUGGCGGUGAGCCGAGACCACUGUCACGUGGGAGGGUUCAGGGAGGGGGGCUAAGGAAGGUCAUGUGCGGGGUGCCAAGGACUACAAGGGGCUGCCAUAGCGAAUAU
Hyaena hyaena (striped hyena) is the source of this 3244-nucleotide messenger RNA. RefSeq names its product transcription factor 23 (gene TCF23). The transcript is spliced from 2 exons. NCBI's taxonomy places the organism in Eukaryota, Metazoa, Chordata, Mammalia, Carnivora, Hyaenidae. Gene Ontology annotation, biological process: regulation of transcription by RNA polymerase II; developmental process. The record is from RefSeq and is a predicted model, not a curated record. Bases 1085 to 1720 code for a protein of 211 amino acids. Gene Ontology annotation, molecular function: RNA polymerase II transcription regulatory region sequence-specific DNA binding; DNA-binding transcription factor activity, RNA polymerase II-specific; protein dimerization activity.